UCCUUUGGUCUCGCUUUUGCUCUUAAUCCGAACAAACCCUCCCCUCUCCACAGAAAGAGUGGGGAGGAGUGAUGGCAUCGAUCUCAGCUGCUUCUUCCUCCUCUUCCUCUCUGCUGCAUGUUUCCGCACUCGCCUUCGCUUUCCCCUUAAGAAGACCUCCUCCGACCUCCCUCGCCAUUCCUGUGAUCCGAAGGCCUCCGGUACCCUCCCGGUCCCGUCCAAGAACCCUCAAAUGCUUCUCCCAGAAGCAAUCGGUGCAAGAAUUCAAGAGGCUUUUCUCGAACCUCAAUCAGGUCACGAUGAAGAGGGUCCCGUCCAAGAACCCUCAAAUGCUUCUCUCAGGUAGCGUCACCAGCGGAAUCCUUCUAGUGGCUGGCACCACGGUUGGUGCAGGUAUCCUUGAAAUUCCUGCAGUUACUCAAGAAGCAGGAUUUUUGGCCUCUGCAAUAACAUGCAUUCUCUGCUUGAUACCGGACGGUAUUUUCUGGUCCUACAUAUUUAUACAUUAUGCACUCCUUGUUGCAUAUGUGGCUCACUCUUCAGAGAUUUUGACAAAUACCUUCAGCAUUCCACUCCAGCGAGUUAUAGGUGCAAUAAAUGGGUUUCUGGUGCUUGGCAUCGUUGUGUCUUUUACAUCUCUUGUGGGAGUCGCAUCUGGAGGUUUGCAGUGGCAAUCUCUUCGUCGGGCCCAUUUUGAGGCAAUCCCACAAAGUAUACCUAUAAUUGCUCUUUCUUUUGUUUAUCAGAAUGUAGUUCCAGUUCUUUGUACAAACCUUGAAGGUGACCUGUCAAAAGUAAGGACUGCAGUUGUUCUUGGCACAGCUAUUCCCCUUGUUCUGUUUCUUAUUUGGGAUGCUGUAAUUCUUGGGACCAUUCCAAAUCUAGAUACAACUGGUGCCCUCACCGACCCACUGCAGCAGCUACAUUAUGAAAAUGGAAUAGUUGGGCCGAUUGUUGAGGUGUUCUCAUUUUUUGCAAUAGCGACAUCGUACAUUGGAUUUGUUCUUGGACUUUCUGACUUUGUUUCCGACUUGCUUAAACUACCUAGUGGCCAGAGUAAACCCUUGCCAUACUUGCUAACACCACUGGUGCUGUCAUUGCUUGAUCCAGAGAUAUUUUUUAAAGCUUUGGACUUCGCAGGAACAUAUGGAGUUCUGGUGCUCUUUGGAGUGCUUCCUGCUGCAAUGUCUUGGUCGGAGAGAUACUCAAAGUCAUCUCUAACCCCAAUUACUCCCCCGCUGGUACCUGGAGGCAGGUCUACACUAAUCAUUGUCACUGGUGGUGCCUUAUUUGUUAUCUUCUCAGAGAUUCUAAAGGCUGUUAUGCACCAGUAGUCACCUGCACCAGCAGUAGAGCAAAUCUGAACUCACUUCAUAGGUUUCACUUGGGUCCUAUGAAAAACCCUCAUUAUGUAUAGAGAAUUUAAUGAGUCUGAUAAAAUAACAACUGAGAUACAGUCUGCUUUCUCUUCAACUGCAUGGAUGUAGCUAUUUGGAAAGUGGUAACAAUUCUCAGAAACAAGCUUCAUUAUAUUCUCCUUGUUCUUGUUCAAAA
This is a messenger RNA of Musa acuminata AAA Group (dessert banana), 1554 nucleotides long. RefSeq lists its product as uncharacterized. Gene Ontology annotation, biological process: amino acid transmembrane transport. The record is from RefSeq and is a predicted model, not a curated record. Lineage: Eukaryota; Viridiplantae; Streptophyta; Magnoliopsida; Zingiberales; Musaceae.